Polistes canadensis is the source of this 1752-nucleotide messenger RNA. Its product is annotated as sperm-tail PG-rich repeat-containing protein 2-like. The record is from RefSeq and is a predicted model, not a curated record. Bases 1 to 1752 code for a protein of 583 amino acids. Lineage: Eukaryota; Metazoa; Arthropoda; Insecta; Hymenoptera; Vespidae. The transcript is spliced from 11 exons.
AUGGCAUAUGAUAGAGCCAAAAGAUUUCCAAAAUUAAUUACACAGACUUCUGCAUUCGUUGGUCCUGGAACUUACGAUGAAUCAUAUAUAUCAAAACCACCACGUGAUUUAGACGGUCAAUAUCCAUUUUUAAGUGGCACGCGGAGACAAACUAUGAUUGCAUCGAAAGAUGCAAUUCUUUUUCCAGGACCUGGUUCAUACGAUCCAAUAGAGCCACAACGGCACAUUCCAGAACGUAGAAUCGGAGGUGUCAGCAUCGAUUACACUGAUGCUAGAUUUAAAGAGAAAAUUUACGAAGGACCAGGUCCAACGGAAUACGAUUUACCGGAUGAUCUAUUCAAAGAGAUACCGAAGAAGAUUAGAUCACAUCUUGGCACUUGGAAAGGACCACCUGGAAAACUGUGGUUAAUAAAACCACCACGUUCUAUCAUAACUUCUGGAAUAUCCGUACCUUCGAAACGUGACGUUUACGGUUACGAUAUUAAUGAGGAUGGAAUUCUUGUUAAAAUUUCACCAAUCGAAGAUGAACCAACUUUCAUAUAUGAAAUACCAAGAGGAGAUGAAAAUUUUACUACUCUCAAAUAUAAAGGAAACUUUUGGAGUAGAAUGACUGGAAGGGAAGAGAAAAGACCCUUCGUAACGCCAGGACCAGGGGACUACGAACACGAAACAAAAAAGACUCCUACGCAAAUUUACGAUGAAAAGUUUAGGGAAAAAAAGAGAGCUACGUCAAGACAACCACGAUACCUCGAAGCGAUGUUCCGACGAAAAUUACGAGAAGGAUUACCAGGACCAAAUCAUUAUGAUACACAUAAAAGUACCUUUGACAAGUAUCAAAAAAUCAAUUGUAAAUGCGACAAAUAUACCAUAGAACCUCCACCUUUCAAUCAAACUGCUGAGAGAUUCGAACUUAGAGAAUUUAUUGAUAUUCCUGGUCCAGGAACGUACGAGAGCAAAAAACCAAAAAGUUGUUUAACUCAAGUACGUCGAGCACCAUUUGGAAGUCUCGUUUCUCGUUUUAAAAAGGAUUCUGACAAUUCGGCUCCAGAACCUGGUAGAUAUCACGUAGUAGCAGGAAAUAUUUCUUAUGAAUCCGCAAAACGUUUCAAGUAUCAUUACGAAAGGUCGACACCUUACUUAUUUCUGAAAAAUAUUGUAUCUCCUUAUAAUGAAAAAGAAUUUAUUGAAGAAACACAAGAAAUAGAGCAUGAAGAACUUAAAAAAAGUUACGAGUAUCAUGCUGUUUUUAAAUCAAGGACAGAAAGAUUUCGUAAAGUUCUUAAAGGGAUCGAUGCGCCGGAUCCUGGAGCUUACGAAGCUUUAACCUCUUUUAAGGCUAAUCGUGAUCGAUGCGACUUCCUUUGCCGACGUUUGGCUCCACCCUUCCUUUCGAGGGCUCGCCGUGUUCUCGAGAUUACCAAAGGAAUCGAUAUGACAGUACCAGCUCCAACACAUUAUACCAUCCCGUAUGACAUAUCAAAAGGAAUCAAGGGAGGUGUGAUACCGUAUUCACGCCGUGAUAAGGAGAAGAAAAAGAAGGUACCUGGUCCCCAGGACUAUUAUAUAAAUCCUUAUAUCGAUUCCUCUGUGUUAAAGAAAUCUUUCAAUGUUACUUUGGGUAAAACUAAAUUCAUUGGAGAAAAGAAAAAAGUGAAAAAUCGAUUACACCCUUCGAAGAAAACUCUUAGGUGGUUCACCACACCUGUUGAGGAUUAUCGACAUUGUUCUGUAACGUGUUUGACAGUGUCGUGA